This is a messenger RNA of Marchantia polymorpha subsp. ruderalis, 3113 nucleotides long. The record is from the annotation of a GenBank genome assembly. Lineage: Eukaryota; Viridiplantae; Streptophyta; Marchantiopsida; Marchantiales; Marchantiaceae.
UUCAGCGCCCUCGGAUUCCGCUCAAGCUCGCGCUCGAGGCUCGAGCUGCGCAUCGAGGGCCGCAAGCCAGUGAGUGCAAUUGGCAGAUCGAGUCGUGGAACUGCGAAGCUUUCCUUUCGUUUGCCUCAAUUUUGGGUCGGUUUUCUCGUUCUGACCUGUGGGUAUUUUUCGGAAAGUUUCGUUCCGUCGGAAAAGAGAAGAUCGACACACGACGGUUGUGGCUCAUUAUGGAGCCGCUUCUGCGAUCCAUCCCUCUCGGCUUGAAAAAUAUGAUCAUGUCCACAGACGUCUCGGAUCUUCGCAGUUCUUGCGCUGCACUCGAUCUGCAUUUCUCGACAUCUCUCCUGUUUGGACAGCUCCUUGAACAACUUGUCAACACUUUCCAAUCAAGCUGCGCUAAGGAUGCCUCCGUGACCCUGAAAUCCAAGCUAGAUGGAAAUACUGCCUUGAAAAUUUCGAAACAUGCAGAAGCAUUAUCCGCAUACACGAAGGCCCUUCGCUUUGCGCCGUAUUCGUCUAAGGAGGAGGAUAAACUUCUCCUUGCCACUGUAUUCGUCAACAGGGCAUCUAUUCUGCAUAAACUAAAGCAAUAUGAAGCAGCUCUCAGAGACUGUGGCCGAGCUAUUGACGUGUAUCCUUCUUACUCUAAGGCAUGGUACAGGCGAAGUAGGAUCAAGUUUGACGUGAACAACCUUGAAGGUGCUGUGGUGGACAUGAAAGAAGCUCUUCUUCAUGAAAAAACAGGCAGUGGGCUGAAGCAAAUAGAGAAUGAGAUUGCUUUCAUGGAAACUAAACUGACAACUCGAAGUUUGCCCUCUGACAUCACAACACAAUUGGACCUAGAAUUGAAGACUAUUCAGCGAGAAGGUUUGCCUGAUGUGCAACGCUUGCGACUGCAUUGGAGUGAUGAAAGAGGAUGGGAUCUGUACACCACUGAGCAGUUGGACAUUGGAUCUUUGAUUUUUCAAGAACAAGCGUAUGCUGCUAUUGUUCUUAAAUCGAAUCGGGACACGCACUGCCAUUACUGCUUUGAGGUGCUUCCAGUUGAUCCUGUGGGUUGCUGCCGAUGUGCCAUCCCUAUGUAUUGCUCGGAGUCAUGCAGAGAUCAAGCAACAGCUAUGCCCGUGACGCAGUCCCUAAAUUUGGAUGAAAACCACAAGAGCGAGGUGAAAAUAUCAGAAAGUCCUCCAGUAAAAGUUCACGGAGAACAUAUUCAUGAAUGUGGAGGUUGCGCAUGGUCUGCGGUGCUUCCGACAGAAGCGGUCUUGGCUGCCCGUAUACUAUUUCGUAUUACCCAAAGGGCCGGAAUUCUGGACAACGAUCGCUCUCCAAAAGUCCCGGGAGAUACACCUUGCACAGAAGACAGAUCCGAUAGACAGUAUUACCUAACAAGGAUUCGAAUGAUUGACUCCCUUUGUUCGAAUUUUGAUAAGCUUAGCUCAAAUGAUAAGCUGGAGAUGCAUGUGCUAGGGGUCAUUGUCGCGCAUUGCAUCCAACAAUCUUCAAACUCUUUCAUGGUUUAUGGAACUAAGUCUGCAGCAGAAGUUGCCUCCAAGCUUGUACUUCUCAUAGCCCAAACGAGGGUCAAUGCCAUGGCUAUAUAUCGCAUGUCUUCUCCAGAAGAGGAUUUAAACUCAACAGCUGGCAUGGCGUUCUGCACAGUUGAGCAAGUCAAAGUUGCUCAAGGUUUAUUCUUGCUCGGGAGCAGUUUGAAUCACUCAUGUGUUCCUAAUGUUCAUGCUUCUUUCAAACUACGGUGUCUUUUUAUACAAUCCGUAUCAACUAUCUCAGCAGGUUCUUCUUUAGAGCUUUGUUACGGUCCACAGGUAGGACACAUGAGUCACAUGGAGAGAAAAAAUACAUUACAAGAGCGGUAUUCUUUUACAUGCAAAUGCUCUGCCUGCGCAAGAGUAUCGUCGUCAGAUCUGUUCCUUAGGUCGUUCAGAUGUACAAAACAAGGGUGCAUGGGAGUUGUUUUAAGACCAGAUCUGUGUGACUUCCACCUCACAUAUUCAGAGAGGUUGCCACCUGCAGUAGACGAAGAAUUUAUAUCAGAAGAGCAUGGUUGUGGAGACAGUAGUUUCGGAAACUUCUCAAAAUUGCCCAGAGUUUAUCCAGGGAGUUGUGACCAGAGUCUCGGCAGAACAUGUGUAUCUGAAAAGGACUUUCAAGCAUUCACUUACACUUAUGUACAAAAGGACGCAGUGCCAGAUACCGACUUCAUUGAAAGUGAAUUUACUAAACUGAUGGCACGCUACAAAACAGAUGGACGUUGCCCGGAUUGUGGAUCUCCAGUAGAUGUCGAAACUGCCCAAGAAAUUGCAAACACUGCUCUUUCCCAAUUACAGAGUCUGGUGGAAGCUGCAGUAUCGAAUCGAAGAUGCUUUUACUAGAAGGACAAGUUGGCAACCUGAGCCAGUCACUGGACGUUGCUCUUGUUGCUCUUGGCAAGUUGCGGACGGUUGUACAUGCUUACAAUGAGCAGCUGGCCAAGGCGGAGGAUAUUGUUGCUCGACUACUUUGCUUCUUGGAUCAACCUGCAAGUGGCCUGAGACAUUGCCAAAACGCAAUCGAGAUUCUUGAGCACUUGUACAGCAAGCACCACAUUGUUCUGGGCAACGAGUAUCUCAAACUCGCAUCGGUUGCACUUACAGUACCUGAUAAUGACUGCGCGAAGAGGAGCUUACGUAGCGCCGAGUAUAUAUUUCGAGUUCAUUAUGGCUCCGAUUACCUCCAAAGUCUGCCAUACCUCAAAGAAAUCCACCGGAUGUUAUCUGAAGACUAGACUCUGACAGCUUUAGCUCAUUGGGGAACGUAGUUGGCAUAGUUGUUGAUAAACAUAUUUGGGAAGUUGGAGUGCACUCACUUCUCCUUGUUUACAGUUUCGCAGUGCACCACAGAAUUUAGGCUGUGCGUUGCGGGGGCGAGCCAGGGUUUUUUUACUGUUUCUCAAUCUUGUAACGAACUUAAUUUACAUGUCUAUGCAAUAAGUUCCUGUAUUGUAGGGGCUGAAUGGGCGGUUUCUAAACAGAGACACGAUUGAUGGAUGCAUUACAGAACCAAUCACAGUACGUGUAAAAAGUUCGCGGCUUAUAUUUUACCCGCUUUCCUGU